AUGGAGACGGACACUUGUCUGUCCUUCUCUCCUCAGAGCAGCAGGCGAACUCCGGACCUGUCUCCGCGUAUGGAGCCGGGCGGCUCCGGAACUCCUUUCCUGCAGUGCGAGGAUCUGCAGAAGCCGCACCAUCACCUCUCCGCUCUCCCUCCGCGCCUCCUGCGGACGGACCUGUACUCGUCCUCCUCGGCCGCGAGCAGCAGGUUCGGUGAAGACUUCGGUCACGGAAUCGCGAACCCGCCGUCUCCGUCCAAACACAGCAAGUUUUUGGAGACUAUGAACCACGACAUGAAAAGCUCCGCAGUCAGCAAGUCCGCCUUUUACGAAAGCAGCUCUGAGGUCAGAGAGAAGGGAGGCUCCAAAAUCAUGAGCUAUGCUGGCAUGGGCCCAGACUGCUGCGGAAAGCUGAAGGAUCCGGGCCUGGGUCUGCAGGGGGACUCUAUCGCCGACUCCAUCGACCUCUCAGGCAAGAACAAAAAGCGUCGGAAUCGGACCACCUUCAGCACCUUCCAGCUGGAGGAGCUGGAAAAAGUCUUCCAGAAAACCCACUAUCCAGAUGUGUACGCACGAGAACAGCUGGCUCUCAGAACCGAGCUCACCGAGGCCCGGGUCCAGGUUUGGUUUCAGAACCGAAGAGCAAAGUGGAGGAAAAGAGAACGGUACGGAAAAAUCCAGGAAGUUCGGAACCACUUUGCAGCAACUUAUGAUAUCUCUCUACUACCACGCCAUGAUGCCUAUCAGAUGCAGGGAAAUCUGUGGCCGGGAGCAGCUUCUGGAGGCAGCGGCGGUUCCGGACCUGGCUGCGUUCUUGGAGCGGACUCCAUCCCCUCCUCCUGCAUGAGCACGUACCCCCACCCUCAUGGAAACCUGCAGGGUUUCAUGGGCAUGUCCACAUCCCCAAGUCACCCACACCACCACCACCACCAUCACCACCACCACCCGUCUCACCACCCUGGCAUCAAUGGCCUCUAUUCACUCCACGGCUUCCCAGGUGGGCUCGGGUCCCCCUCCAUCGAGGGUCCUGAGGCUGACUACAAGCCAACCAGCCUGGUGGCGCUGCGAAUGAAAGCCAAAGAGCCUGGAAGCAUCCUCUCCUGGCCCACAUGA
Messenger RNA from Synchiropus splendidus (mandarinfish), 1107 nucleotides. It is a transcript of the gene alx3, whose product is annotated as ALX homeobox 3. Lineage: Eukaryota; Metazoa; Chordata; Actinopteri; Syngnathiformes; Callionymidae. The transcript is spliced from 4 exons. Gene Ontology annotation, biological process: regulation of transcription by RNA polymerase II. The coding region runs from base 1 to 1107 and encodes 368 amino acids. Gene Ontology annotation, molecular function: DNA-binding transcription factor activity, RNA polymerase II-specific; RNA polymerase II transcription regulatory region sequence-specific DNA binding. The record is from RefSeq and is a predicted model, not a curated record.